AUUUCAUUCUCGUCUCUCUCCUGAUUAUCUCCCAAUUAUUCCCACCCACCGUGUCUGCCAGACAAGAUGGCCAAUUCCAACCACACUAAUGGCUCCGCAGCCCCGCACGACCAAUUCUCCAACUACACCCUCGCAACACUCGGCAUCCACGCCGACGACUCAAUGCACCACGACACCGACGUCGCCCCCUCCCUCCACGUCUCCACCACAUUCCGCUACCCCCGCGACCCCGAAGACCUCGUGCCGGCCUCACGGUCGCCGCAAGCAAGACAAACACCCGCGGCCGCUGGCCUCCCGCCGUCAGACACAGGCUACAUCUACUCGCGCUACCAAGCCCCCACCUCCUCCCGCCUAGAACUCAUGCUCUCCUCCUUCAUCCGCGCCCCUUGCCUGACCUACUCCUCCGGCCUCGCCGCCUUCCACGCCCUCCUCGUGUACCUCAAUCCGAAAGUCGUGGCGAUUGGGGCGGGAUAUCACGGCUGCCAUGGCGUGCUGGGCCUCUACCAGAAACUGACGGGCUGCAAGAUUGUCGAUCUCUUCGACGAGGCGAGCUGGCAGGAUGGCGGGGAGGGAUGGAGUUUGGGCAAGGGGGAUGUGGUGCACCUCGAGUCGCCCGUGAAUCCCACCGGUCUGGCUUUUGAUAUCGAGCUGUUCGCGGCACGGGCGCAUCGGAGGGGCGCGGUGCUCACCAUGGAUGCUACUUUUGCGCCGCCGCCUUUGCUUGAUCCGUUCAAGUGGGGUGCGGAUUAUGUCAUGCAUUCUGGGACGAAGUAUUUUGGCGGGCAUUCGGAUAUGUUGUGCGGGAUUGUUGCGAUUGGGCGGAACGAAGGGUGGGAGAAGAAUUACUGGGGCAUGCUAGGUGAGAGGUGCAAUUUGGGGUCGACGCUGGGAAACAUGGAGGCGUGGUUGGGGGUGCGGAGUUUGCGAACGAUGGCCUUGCGGGUGGAGAGGCAGAGCCGGAAUGCGGAGCAGGUGGUUGCGUUUUUGGAUGCGUGUGUGCGUGGGGAGGAGACAGGAGAAGCGGCGCAGGCGGUCAAAAAGGUGAUUCGCAGGGUUCAGCAUGCGAGUCUGCAAAAGGAGGACAUGGGGUGGCUGAAGAAGCAAAUGCCGUAUGGUUUCGGCCCCGUUUUCAGCUUCGAUACGCAUGUCGAGGAGCAGGCGAAGCGGCUGCCGAGUAAGCUGCACCUGUUCCAUCAUGCUACGAGUUUGGGAGGCGUGGAGAGUUUGAUUGAGUGGAGGCAUAUGAGCGACAAUACGGUGGAAACGACGCUUUGUCGCGUCAGUAUUGGUGCGGAGACGUGGGAGGAUUUGAGGGAUGAUCUCGUUCAGGGUUGCAAGGCGCUGGUCGCUGAAGGUUGGUGAUCCGGUGUGCUGGCCAUAGACGAUGCAUUCUUGACGUUUGUACAUGUUGGACUACAGCGAAUAGAAUAGAUGGCGUGAAAAGUACAACCUGGCGAAGAAAGUGAAUGGACCCAGCCAAGACUUAUGACCGGAACCCAAGAAGCGACUGUCGACUUCUGGCCGUCCCACUAAUUUACAGCAUGAGAAGUGAAAUUUUGCGACCAGCCAGUGCCAAG
This is a messenger RNA of Neohortaea acidophila, 1577 nucleotides long. Its product is annotated as putative transsulfuration enzyme family protein. The transcript has a single exon. Gene Ontology annotation, cellular component: cytoplasm. Gene Ontology annotation, molecular function: pyridoxal phosphate binding; carbon-sulfur lyase activity. Bases 67 to 1362 code for a protein of 431 amino acids. Lineage: Eukaryota; Fungi; Ascomycota; Dothideomycetes; Mycosphaerellales; Teratosphaeriaceae. The record is from RefSeq and is a predicted model, not a curated record. Gene Ontology annotation, biological process: transsulfuration.